AUCACAAGUCUAACAUCUGAUGCUACCAACAACAUGAUAGAUGAAGAUUCUACUGUAACCUUCAACUGUUUAGUUGACAGUCUUCCAUCUUCAGUAAUAUCCUGGUCUAGAUCACAACAAGGGGGACAACUCUAUUCUGGUAGUCAAUAUACCAUAUCUAAAGCUAGUUGUCAACAUAUAGAUAACUAUACCUGUACAGCUAGUAAUAAUAUUGGUCAACCUGUAUCUAAAACUAUUCCACUCUUUGUUAAAUGUUCUCCAAGAGAAAACACAGUAACCAAGAGAAACAUCACCAAUAGAAUACAUACAACAAUAAAUCUAGAAGUUGAUAUAAUCGCCUACCCUCGACCAACCUUCACCUGGUACCAUACACCUACCAGACAGAUAAUAAAUACAGCUAGAACACAACAACUAUCAACUAUAAACUAUAAAUCAACAGUAGAGAUUACUCUAAACUCUACUCUAUUUGGUGAUUAUAUAGUAUCUGUAUACAAUGAUAUUGGUGUUCAGAACUUCACUAUUACAGUUAUUGAUGGAGAACCACCAAAGCCACCGGGCAAGAUGGAAAGUAAUAACAUACCUAUUAUAGUUGGAAGUGUUGUUGUUGUAUUGCUGGUAAUUGGUAUUAUUGUUGUGGUGAUAUGCUGUUGUAGGAAGGGAUACUGUUAUUGUUGUAGAAAGGGAUACUGUUAUUGUUGUAGAAAGGCAAAAAAAGACAGUUCCCAAGAUAAUGUUCAUUUAUCAAACAAAGAGAAGAAAAAGAAUGAGCUUGUUAUCGAUGACAAUUUAACAUAUGAGGGCAGCGAUCAUUUAUUUGGACCCCAAAAUGGAGCAGGAACUGGAAAAGGACAAACAGAUAACAUUCCCAUGUCAUCUAACGUAAAGACAGGAAAUGAUAAUAAAAUGGUUAUCGAUGAUAAUGUCUUGUAUGAAGGAAGUGAUCAUAUUUUUGGAUCUCAAAAUGGAACUGAAUCUGGAAAAAAUGUAGAAAGAGGAAUAUUUGGUCAAACAGCUUCAUCUGAAGUUAAAAGAAACAGCACUACAGGUGGCAAAUCAAAGAAAAGUAAAAAACCUCCAAAGAAACCAGAUCCUGAAGCUAUCUACACAGAGGUUAUUAAGAAAAAGACUGGUCAAGAUAAUAAAACUGCUAGUGCGGAGAGAGGAAAUUAUGAAAACUCUGAUGUCAAAGCGAAACCAACUAUCCAAAGGUAA
Molecule: messenger RNA, 1212 nt
Organism: Patella vulgata (common limpet)
Lineage: Eukaryota; Metazoa; Mollusca; Gastropoda; Patellidae
Exons: 12
Coding region: 34-1212 (392 amino acids)
Biological process (GO): cell-cell adhesion
Cellular component (GO): cell-cell junction
Molecular function (GO): cell adhesion molecule binding
Source: RefSeq, a predicted model, not a curated record